AUGGAAUAUCAACUUCCUAGGUUGACAAAGCUAUGGACUCACCUUGAGCGGCAGUCAGGAGGCCAAGUCAAGGGUAUGGGUGAGAAACAAAUUGAAGUUGACAAGCGCAUCUUGAGAACACAAGUAAGCACUUUGAGGAAGGAAUUGGAGUCUGUCCGAAAACAUCGAAAGCUUUAUCGCAACCGUCGAUGGUCGGUGCCUAUUCCUGUUGUUUCUCUGGUGGGAUAUACAAAUGCUAGAAAAAGUACACUCUUGAACCGCUUAACUGGAGCUGAUUUGCUCGCUGAGGAUAAAUUAUUUGCCACACUAGACCCAACAACACGGAGGGUGUUGAUGAAGAGCGGCACUGAGUUCCUCCUAACAGAUACUGUCGGGUUCAUUCAGAAGCUACCCACUAUGCUGGUGGCAGCAUUUAGAGCAACACUGGAGGAGAUAUCAGAAUCAUCAAUUAUUGUUCAUCUUGUAGAUAUCAGCCAUCCAUUAGCUCAACAACAGAUAAGUGCUGUUGACAAAGUACUGAAAGAGCUGGAUAUAGACUCGGUUCCGAAGUUGGUUGUGUGGAAUAAGAUUGACAAUGCCGAUAACCCAUUGAGAGUGAAGGAGGAAGCCGAGAAACAAGGGAUAAUCUGCAUAUCCGCCAUGAAUGGCGAUGGUUUGGAAGAGUUCUGCAAUGCAAUCCAAGCAAAGUUGAAAGACUCACUGGUGCCUAUAGAAGCUUUUGUUCCGUAUGAAAAAGGAGAUCUGCUAAAUGACAUACAUAAGCUUGGAAUGGUUGAGAAAACGGAGUACAUGGAAAACGGCACGUUGAUAAAAGCACAUGUGCCUCUACCUCUUGCAAGGCUUCUCACGCCGUUGCGGCAGCAUGUGGCUGCUCCUCUAUGA
Messenger RNA from Triticum turgidum subsp. durum (durum wheat), 882 nucleotides. The record is from the annotation of a GenBank genome assembly. Lineage: Eukaryota; Viridiplantae; Streptophyta; Magnoliopsida; Poales; Poaceae.